GCAGGGGUGCGCGACGGCACCGGGGGCUGCGGUGAACGCCUCGCAGGCUGUGCAGUUCCCAGCGGGGAGGCGCCGUCGCCACUGCCGCCUCGCUCGGUGAGCGCGUCCCGCUCGCCGAGCAAGGCCCCAGCCGACCGCCGGCACCAUGGGCCAGUGCGGCAUCACCUCCUCCAAGACCGUGCUGGUGUUUCUCAACCUCAUCUUCUGGGGAGCAGCUGGCAUUUUAUGCUGUGUGGGAGCCUAUGUCUUCAUCACUUACGACGACUAUGACCCCUUCUUUGAAGAUGUGUACACUCUCAUCCCUGCUGUGGAGAUCAUAGCUGUAGGGGCCCUGCUCUUCAUUAUUGGGCUGAUUGGCUGCUGUGCCACAAUCCGGGAAAGCCGAUGUGGACUUGCCACGUUUGUCAUCAUCCUACUCUUGGUUUUUGUCACAGAAGUUGUUGUAGUGGUUUUGGGAUAUGUUUACAGAGCGAAGGUGGAAAAUGAGGUUGAUCGUAGCAUUCAGAAAGUAUAUAAGACCUACAAUGGAACCAACCCUGAGGCCACUAGCCGGGCUAUUGAUUAUGUUCAGAGACAGCUGCACUGUUGUGGAAUUCACAACUAUUCAGACUGGGAAAAUACAGACUGGUUCAAAGAAACCAAAAACCAGAGUGUCCCUCUUAGCUGUUGCAAAGAGACUGCCAGCAGCUGUAAUGGCAGUCUGGCCCACCCCUUGGACCUCUAUGCCGAGGGGUGUGAGGCUCUAGUUGUGAAGAAGCUGCAAGAAAUCAUGAUGCAUGUUAUCUGGGCAGCGCUGGCAUUUGCAGCUAUUCAGUUGCUGGGCAUGCUGUGUGCCUGCAUCGUAUUGUGCAGAAGGAGUAGAGAUCCUGCUUACGAGCUCCUCAUCACCGGCGGAACCUAUGUGUAGCAGAAAACUCAAGCCUGAGCUUUUUAGUCUUGUUUAUGAUUUGGAAGGUGAAUUGAGCGGGUCCACUACUAUUGGCCUCCUGAGUUCAUUUAGUUAAAGCACACAUACACAGGUGUUGGACAGAGCAGUUUGGCUCUUCAUGUGUCCACCUUCUUACCUUACCACCUAUGACUUUCUUUUCCUCUGUUCUGGCUGACUCUCCAUGUCUGGAAGUGUUUAAGUACGGCAGUAAAUGUUCUAAUCUCAGAACCAUUUGCGAGUUGCGUAGUUUGCUGGAAUUAAAGGCGGAUGUGGGCCUGCUUCUGUUACCUCCAAGCAGUAAUGGGGCUGCUGCUGAAGUAUCAUGGGGUCCUUUCAGUCUUCACAAUGGAGAACUCUUGGCCAAAGGUUUUUUGGGGGAGGGGGAGGCAGUCAGCUGUCUGGUUAAAGUUAAUACCAGAUGGUGCCCCUCAUCAGUGUCCUUUUAAAGAAAUAUAUACUAUAGUCCAGUAAGAUAGCAACUGUACAAAAUGGCUAAAAUAGAUUUUAGAAUCAUACAGUAUGUAUCUUGGUUCAUCUUCAAAAUCAGACUGAUCUUUGAAACUAGCGGUUUUUAAUCAAAGCUGGCUUUAUAGGAGGAGUAUAAUGUAUGCACUACUGUUUUAAAACAAUUAGUGUGAGUGUGUGCGUGUGUUUUUGUAUGAUCGAGCCCAUUCAUCGUAAGUCUAAACUUGUUAGAAAUAAUGUACCCAUGUAGACUAGCAAAAUAAGUAUGUAGAUGUGAUCUCAGUUGUAAAUAGAAAAAUCUAAUUCAAUAAACUCUGUAUCACUCCCU
This is a messenger RNA of Hippopotamus amphibius kiboko, 1721 nucleotides long. Its product is annotated as tetraspanin-3-like. The transcript has a single exon. NCBI's taxonomy places the organism in Eukaryota, Metazoa, Chordata, Mammalia, Artiodactyla, Hippopotamidae. Gene Ontology annotation, cellular component: membrane. The coding region runs from base 146 to 907 and encodes 253 amino acids. The record is from RefSeq and is a predicted model, not a curated record. Gene Ontology annotation, biological process: regulation of vascular endothelial growth factor signaling pathway; protein maturation; protein localization to plasma membrane.